CAUAUAUAAAAAAUGGACAAAUCAUGGCCAAAACUUACAAAACGUGGGCAAAACUUGGCCAACAUAUAUAAAAAAUGGACAAAUCAUGGCCAAAACUUACAAAAGGUGGGCAAAACAUGGCCAACAUAUAUAAAAAAUGGACAAAUCAUGGCCAAAACUUACAAAAGGUGGGCAAAACAUGGCCAACAUAUAAAAAAAUAGACGAAUCAUGGCCAAAACUUACAAAACGUGGGCAAAACAUAGCCAAAAUCCUUAGAAAUGAAACGCCUUUAGUUACCGAGUUACGUGAUAUGAGCCAGUAAGCGUUGAGGCGUGAAGAAAAUAUAAAAGAAACAUGAAGCGCGGCAGCGGAUGGCGUCUUUCACAACAUUAUGACGUUUUCAGUGUUUGUAUCACAGGCCGCGCUGUGUUUUAACCGCUACAAGAAGCGUGCAAACUCUUAACAAGCAGUAUGUUCACGAUACGAAGUUACUACAGGGUUGUGGUUUAUUUAGAUUUAGCAGCCACAACAUUUUAUGUACUGUUUAGAUAAUAUUUCACUGGUACGUUUUGCGCGUAUAGUAUGACGUUACCACAAGCAUAUAAUUUAACCGCGAGCAGUCAUGCGCGCUGUAAGAUGAUAUUAUAUCGUGGGAGGUGGCGUUUACCAUUAAGGGAUUUGCUAUUUUGAAAGGAUUCAUUGAAUGGAUACAGGUUAGGCUACAGUAACAACGAAAUUUCGUGCUAGUUUGCCGUUUAAGCAACUGUAUUUAAUUUCGCGAAUCUGGCUCUGGUCUAUUUCUCAUGUCGUAUAGGACGAUUCUCAUAACGAAAUACCAUUCAGGAUCAAGCGCUAAUAAUUCGAAUCAUACAAUAUAUCAAUAAGAGGCUAAUGGUGUCGGUUUAGGGAAAGAAUAUUUCGGAAUACAAAUCAUAGGACUUGAUUUUUGUCGGUUCUGCAUUUUGUAGCAAGUCGUGAAUUGGGUAUUUGUAUCAGAAUGAUAGAAAAGUUUUUACCGGAAUGGAGUAAUACGGGUGCAGUUUUAAUGUUGGUAUGCACAUUGAUAUUUUACUACUGGCACCAAAGACCCAUUCAUUUUCCGCCUGGACCAAGGGGUUUUCCUCUCAUCGGGGUUUUACCCUACCUGGGAAAGUACCCGGAACGAACUAUGCAAAUUUGGAGUCGAAAAUAUGGUCCGGUAAUGUCGGUACGGGUUGGUAGUGAAGACUGGGUGGUAAUGGGGAGUCAAGAAUCCAUUUACCAGAGCUUUGUCAAAGGGGGCAAUGUAUUUUCUGGUCGUCCUUUUGUGAAAGUAGCAAACGAAGUUACUGAAAGUAAAGGACUGGCUAUGAUUGAUUUUAACCCAACGUGGAAAACACAGAGAAAAUUUGGUAACGUCACUCUCAGAGGAUUCGGGGUUGGUAAGAAAAGUUUAGAAGAACGAAUUAUUGAAGAGGUUGAAGCUGUUAAAAUGAAUAUUCUUUCCAAAGAAGGGAAACCAUUUGAUAUUACGGAUAUUUUGAGCAAUGCCAUAAUGAACGUUAUCUGCAACAUUACGGCUGGACAACGGUUUGAAUACGACGAUCAAUUCUUCAUACAAAUUCGACGACAUUUAUGGUUUAUGGAUCCAGACCGAACCGCUGCGUUUUCUGCUAUGGUGUUUGUCCCGUUACUGUGUCACAUUCCACCGUACCGUAAAAAGUACGAGCAGAUAAAGCAAGAUACGAAAGAAAUGAUGGGCCUGUUUCAGCAACUGGUCGACCAGCAAAGGAAAACCUUCGAUAAAAAUAAUCUACGGGAUUUCAUCGACGCUUUUAUUCUGGAGAAUGAAAAUGGGACUGACGAAAGUUUUACGGACCGACAGCUUGUACAUUACGUACGUGAACUCUUCAAAGCUGGUACUGAAACUUCUACGGGAACUCUUAGAUGGGCGAUGUUGUGUCUCAUCCACUAUCCUGGAGCACAGGAGAAAAUCAGGAAAGAAAUAUUUGACGUCUUAGGCAAUAGCACUUUUCCCAGCAUGAGUGAUCGUAACGCGAUGCCAUACACUUCCGCGUUCAUACAAGAAGUGUUUCGGUUUCGAACGUUAGCUCCGUUAGGGGUUCCACACAAGACAACAGACACUGUCAACUUUGCUAACUAUAUUAUUCCAAAAGGAACCACGAUUUUAUCAAACUUAUGGGCAGUGCACAACGAUCCUACUGUAUGGAACAACCCACGUCAAUUUAAACCUGAGCGCCACAUUGACGAUAAAGGAAAAUAUAUUCAAUCGAAUCACGUAAUACCUUUCUCGGUGGGUCCACGUCAUUGCUUGGGAGAACAACUAGCUAGAAUGGAAAUUUUCAUCUUUCUGGUUUCAAUGGUUCAGAAGUUUGAGUUUCUUCCCGAUCCGAACAAAACAGAUCUUCCAGAAUUGGAUGAUGGGGUUAAUGGUGUGGCGUUUGUGCCUUAUCCGUUUAAAUUGGUCGCUAAAGAAAUUUAGCGAAAUUUCUUGUUCUUCAAAUGGCAUAGCAACGAAAAAUCAAAAUUUUUAUUUUUUUGAAGUAUUUUGUUUUUUGAAACUUAGGUGGUAGUUUUUACCACAUUUGAGCAUCUCUACACAUUUACAAAUUUUGGAUUUUCGUUGGUAUACCCCUUUAAGUCGCAUAUUUCCAAAUGCAAUACGUUCUAUUCUAUAUAAGUCUUACUGUCUUUUUCUAUUGCCGUCUUUUGCUGUGAGUCUCAUACAUAUAUACAAGUCGCA
This is a messenger RNA of Ciona intestinalis (vase tunicate), 2723 nucleotides long. The record is from RefSeq and is a predicted model, not a curated record. Lineage: Eukaryota; Metazoa; Chordata; Ascidiacea; Phlebobranchia; Cionidae.